This is a messenger RNA of Micromonas commoda, 714 nucleotides long. RefSeq lists its product with no specific name. The transcript has a single exon. NCBI's taxonomy places the organism in Eukaryota, Viridiplantae, Chlorophyta, Mamiellophyceae, Mamiellales, Mamiellaceae. The coding region runs from base 1 to 714 and encodes 237 amino acids. The record is from RefSeq and is a predicted model, not a curated record.
AUGAGCGGCGCGCUGACGACCGCGGCGAGGCGCCUCGGGGCGUCAUCGCGGCCCCGCGCCGCCCGGGGCCUCGCCUCCGACGCAUCCGCGUCGACGUCGGCGUCGGCGUCGGAUGCGUCGUCCGCGGCGGCGUGGACCGUCGGCGACUACGCGCGGACGGGCGUCGCCCUGGGAUUGGCCGUCGCCACCGCCGGCGUCUGCGAGUCCGCGCUUAACGACCUGUUCGUGUGGAGCCUGUGCAAGCGACGGGCGAUGCCCGCGAUCGAGACGCACCCGCGGCUCCGGCGGUCGCUGGGCGAGCCGCUGAGAGCGGACGCGUGGUGGAACGCGUCCGUCACGCAUCGCGGCCGCGGGAACCUCGCGUCGUGCGUCUUUUUGCUCGACGGAUCUCGCGCGUCCUGCGACGUCCAGGUGGUCAUGGCGCGGGCGCCGUCGCGAUCGGAGGGCAUCUACGCGUUCGCAUCGUACGCGGUGCCCAACCUGGUGCGGAACGCGGCGUCGCCCGAGGCGUGGAGGGUGGUGCGGAUGGAGGCCAUCCUGCCGCACGAGCGAGAAGCGGGUCUUCCGGGACGGGUGAACCUGCUGCAGGAACCGGAGCCGAGGGGGGGCAUCCUCGAGACGCAGGGAAAGGGGGGAAGGAGUGGGGGGAAGGUGAAGACGCGCGGGUGGUCGUCGCGGAUAGGGCGGUGGUUCGGACGCGGUGCGAGCGAGUAA